GGUUGAGGAGUGGCAAACCUUUCGAGAGAUAGAGAGCUCUUGGAAAUUGCUCAGACGCACAGCACAAGUCACGCUGGAUGGCACCAUUAACACUGCUGUUGGUUUUGGUGCAUAGAUUUUGAGAUCGGAGCCACGGUUCCAUUCACCUCUCCAAAGAGAAGUAUGUUGACUGGCAUCGGUGGAACGAUGGAUCGACUCAACGUUCCAGCGCCGUCUUGACUGAAUACUAGUGUUUGGCACACAUCAAUGUGUGUGUUUGUGUUGACUGUGGACAUGCGUAAGAGGAAAAAACUAUUACAAUUUCCAUUUUAACACAAAAGCUCACUUUGGAUGAAGAGAGCCACUGAAGCUGUGAAGUGUCUAUGGCUUGCAAUGUUUUGAAGUGGAUCUGCGGCUCGUCGCAAGACAGCGAGGGGAACAAGAGGAGGCUCGUGUGUUCUUUCCCAGAGGAUGAGGAGUUUUCCCAGCUGUGGCGUUCCUACAGCGGGAACAAAAUUCGCACCACCAAGUACACCUGGCUCUCGUUCAUCCCCAAGAACCUCUUUGAACAGCUGCACCGCUUAGCUAAUGUUUACUUCCUGUUCAUCUGCGUGCUUAACUUUGUGCCUAUUGUCAGUGCUUUCCAGCCAGAGAUUGCCAUUUUGCCCCUGGCCAUAGUUAUGUCCAUUACUGCGGUUAAGGACCUGUGGGAAGACUUCCGGAGACAGAAGUCUGACCGAAAGGUGAACAACCUGCUUUGUGAGGUUUAUGACCGGAAGCAGCAUGAAUAUGUGGACCGUCGCUGGGCUGAAGUGCGUGUGGGGGACCUGGUGCGACUGUGCUGUAAUGAGAUCAUCCCUGCGGACAUGGUGCUGCUCCACUCCUCCGACCCCAAUGGUGUGUGCCACAUCGAGACGGCCAACCUGGACGGGGAGACCAACCUCAAGCAGAGGGAGGUGGUGCGGGAUCUGCCCCAGCAGGGUUCUGAGUUCCACCCAGAAAACUUCAGCAGUCAUAUUGAAUGUGAAAACCCCAACAACAACCUGAGACGCUUCCGAGGAUACAUGGAGCAUCCGAGUAAGACUCGUGUGGGGCUACACAGUGACAACUUGCUUCUGAGGAGCUGUACUGUGAGAAACACUGAGACAGUGGUGGGCAUUGUGGUCUAUGCUGGACAUGAAACGAAGGCGAUGCAGAACAACAGCGGUCCACGCUACAAGCGCAGCAAGAUGGAGAGGCGGCUGAACGUGGACGUGCUGUGGAGCGUCGUCAUCCUGCUGCUAAUGUGUCUGACGGCUGCUGUCGGUCAUGGCUUGUGGUUGAAUAGUCUGAAGGACCCCAUCUACUUAAUCCCUGGAGACCCUCCUCCUGCACUGGCCGGCUUUUAUAUGUUCUGGACAAUGAUCAUUGUUCUGCAGGUGUUGAUCCCCAUCUCCCUCUACGUGUCCAUCGAGAUAGUCAAGCUGGGCCAGAUCUACUUCAUCCAGAACGACCUGGACCUCUACAACGAGAGACUGGACACGGGCGUCCAGUGCAGGGCGUUGAACAUCACCGAGGACCUGGGACAGAUCCAGUACAUCUUCUCGGACAAGACCGGAACCCUGACUGAAAACCGCAUGCUGUUCCGUCGCUGCACCAUCGCCGGAACCGAGUACCCUCACCACGAGAAUGCUCGUGCUCAGGAGCUGUAUGAGGAGCCGGCGGCGGAGGGGGGGUGCUCCAACACCCUGCGCUCGAGGACCAGCCAUCGCUCCCUGAGCUGCCGCUCACUCAGCUGCAACCGCAGCUCCACCUCGCUCAACACGCUCACCCGCGACUCCGACACGCACUCCCACGACGACGCGCACCCCACACUGACCCGCGGAGCCUUCAGCAGUGCUAUGGAGUGUGUGGUGGUCCCUGACCCUCCGCUGCAGCUGAAGUUGGGGGGACUCUCGUCCCCUCUGGCCCCUCCCCUCAAGCAGAAUGCUGCGGAACUCUCGCACAUCCUGGACUUUUUUCUGGCGCUGGCCGUCUGUAACACUGUGGUGGUGUCGUCCCCCACACAGCCGAGGCACAUGGUGCAGCUCCCAGUGCCCCGCACCCCUCUGAGCACCCUUGAGGACAUGAAGCUGCUGCUGCAGAAGUUGAGCCUGCCGCGCUUCGCCCUCACGUCGCCCACCUCUGCCAACGCCGGGGCCCAGCCCAACACGCCGCCCCAGCCCAGCCUCACCCGGAGGCUCUUUGCCCGCGGCCGCUCGGCCACCUUCACUCCCAACACUCCAAACCUCACCCCCAUCCAGACUCGCACUCCAUCCCCGUGCCCCUCUCCCUCUCCCGCCCCGUCCCCAUCCCAGCUCCGGGCUCCCCUCACGGGGGCCUGUGGCCACACGAAGCCCCCCACCGGCAGAGACGCCAGCGGUGACCAUAACACUGACACGGAUGAGGAUGACGAUGAUGAGAGCGAGGAGGAAGAGCAGAGGCUCUACGAGGCGGAGAGUCCGGACGAGGCGGCGCUGGUGCAGGCGGCGCGGGCCUACGGCUUCACGCUGCUGGGCCGCUCGCCCGAGCAGAUCCUGGUCCAGCUGCCGGGCACCGGGCCGCUUUCCGUGCCCCUGCUGCACCUGCUGCCCUUCAACUCUGCCCGCAAGCUGAUGUCCGUGGUCGUGCGCCACCCUGUCACAGGACAGGUGGUACUCUACACCAAAGGGGCCGACAACGUGGUCAUGGACCUGGUGUCCUCUGAUGCAGCUGGUGGAGACCGAACGGGCCAGCAGGCUCUCAUAAAGGAGCAGACCCAGAGGCACCUUGACCAGUAUGCCAGAGAGGGCCUCCGCACGCUGUGUGUGGCCAAGAGGGUGCUAGAGGAGGCGGAGUAUGAGACGUGGCUUAAAGGACACAUGUCGGCCGAGACGUGCAUAGAGAACAGGGAGGAGCUCCUGCUGGACUCUGCACAGCGGAUCGAGAACAACCUGACACUACUGGGGGCAACGGGCAUCAUGGACCGGCUGCAGGAGCAGGUGCCUGAGACCAUCGAGGCUCUGCAGAAGGCCGGGAUAAGAGUAUGGGUGCUGACAGGGGACAAACAGGAGACAGCCAUCAACAUAGCGUGUGCCUGCAGACUCCAAAGGCCCACUGACAAACUACUGACCGCCAACUGUGACAGCAAGGAAGCAUGCGAGAUCCUCUUGGCUGAGCUCACGGAGGAGAUCCGUCAUUGCGAGGAGUCAAACGGGGGCACUGACGCGGGCGCUGCAGAAUCCCCCGAGGGUGCUGCGGCUUUGGGCUUCACGCUGGUGAUUGACGGGCGGACGCUGGAUUGGGCUCUGCAGCCGGACCUGGAGAAGGCCUUCCUGGGGCUGACCCAACGCUGCCGCUCGGUCAUCUGCUGCCGAUCCACGCCGCUGCAGAAGAGCCAGGUGGUCAAGCUCAUACGAGACACACUCCGGGUCAUGACCCUUGCCAUCGGUGAUGGUGCAAAUGAUGUCAGUAUGAUCCAGGUGGCUGAUGUGGGGAUCGGUAUCUCAGGACAAGAAGGCAUGCAGGCGGUGAUGUCCAGUGAUUUCGCCAUCUCCAGAUUCAAGCACUUAAAGAAGUUGCUGCUGGUCCAUGGCCACUGGUGUUACAUGCGGCUGGCCAACAUGAUCCUCUACUUUUUUUACAAGAAUGUGAUGUAUGUGAACCUGUUGUUCUGGUACCAGUUCUUUUGUGGUUUUUCGGGCAGCGUGAUGACCAACUCUUGGGUCCUCAUCUUCUUUAACCUCCUCUUCACAUCUGCUCCCCCACUCGUUUACGGCAUCCUGGACAAGGAUGUUUCCGCGGAAACACUCCUCUGCAUUCCGCAAAUCUACAAGUCUGGGCAGGAUUCCCAGGCCUAUCUGCCAUCCACCUUUUGGCUCUCCAUGUUGGAUGCCUUCUACCAGAGUCUGGUGUGCUUCUUCAUCCCUUAUUUUGCCUACGCCGGCUCUGACAUUGGCGUCCUCUCCUUCGGCUCGCCCAUCAACAGCGCCGCCCUCCUCAUCAUCCUACUGCACCAGGUCAUCGAGAGCCGCACACUGACGUCGUUGCAUGGGGUCGUGUUGAUUGGCAGUGCAGUGUUCUACUAUGCCUUUGGCCUGGUGUUCAGUGUGGUGUGCGUGACAUGCAACUCGCCCACAAAUCCCUAUGGCAUUGAAUUACACUUCAUGUCCGAGCCCAGCUACUACUUUGUGAGUUUACUCACAACAGUGGUGGCCCUGCUGCCCAGAAUCUUGAUCCGUGCUUUUUGUAACACCAUCAGUCCAUCGGAUACAGUAAGGGCGGGAAUCAUGGACAGACUCCGCCCCGAAGAGUACUGGACAUGUGUCAGUCAGUGGAAAGACCGCCUCCACUCCAAGAAUGUCCAGAGUUCCCGACUACCCCCUUCCAAUCUCAGCAUCAACGCAGACCCUCCCCACUCAACAGACUGCUACCCAGAAGCCUGCUCUGUGCUCUCCUGACCAGAGGACAACACUGUAGUGUCAUCAGCGUAGAGAUUGGCAAAAGCCUUAACCAGUCAGAGAGCUGUUUGGUCUGUAACACUGCAGGCAGUCUUCCAGAUCAGCUAGUCUUCCAGAGAUGAGAGGACGAUGACGCUGUGGGAGAUGUUUGGGGAGUGGCUAUUCUGCUGAGACUGCUUAUAUGCUUUAUACUGAGGCAAAGAUAUUAAAGAAAUGCAUUUUAGAAAUGCAAUUUACUGGGCAAGUUGAGGGCAAUAUUUGAGCUCCCCUACUCCAUGGUAAACUGUCAACUGGAAUGUCCCACUGUCAUUUGGGGGAAAACAAGGUGACUGUAGUUUUUCAUGAGACUGACUAAUGUGGGGUUAUUGGGUUAAUUAGCAUGUCAGAUGUUGUAAAUGAUCCAAAUACUUAAUGCCGCCGUGGGCUGGUUGCAUUUUGGUAUGUGUUUGAAAGUUAUUUGCGUAUUUUAUACUUUUCAUUUUAUAUGGACUGCUCAAUGUGAAGAAUAAAUACCAGUGCAAUUUCUUGAAUGUUUACAGCGACGCCUGGUGGUAUGCAGCGGAGACGGCGGUCCCCUACGCUGUAUUUCAACCAUCUACUGUAUGUUUUUGUUGUUUGAAGCAUUACUUACGGACCAAACAAUUGAGCUAAAACUGCCAAACCAAAGGCAGCUGUGACAAGCAACGGAAUCCAUCUCAUGUGCUAACGAGUUUAGAAAGCUGUACCUAGCGCCUCUGAAUUGUUUCGCUUUCCCUAUGAAAUUAAGAAAUCAUUUUGAAAACUGUAAAUAUCACAUUAUAAUUGUGUGAUAUUUUUCAUACAUGUUGAUAUUUAUAUCGACUAGGCCUACUGGUCAUCGUACUGUGUAUAUAAAAAUGUUUUGAAAAUA
Messenger RNA from Alosa alosa (allis shad), 5325 nucleotides. It is a transcript of the gene atp10d, whose product is annotated as ATPase phospholipid transporting 10D. The transcript has 22 exons. Gene Ontology annotation, biological process: phospholipid translocation. Gene Ontology annotation, cellular component: plasma membrane. The record is from RefSeq and is a predicted model, not a curated record. Gene Ontology annotation, molecular function: ATPase-coupled intramembrane lipid carrier activity; ATP binding; ATP hydrolysis activity. Lineage: Eukaryota; Metazoa; Chordata; Actinopteri; Clupeiformes; Clupeidae. The coding region runs from base 363 to 4436 and encodes 1357 amino acids.